AACUUCGUCGCCUCUCUACUGGGUUCCUCUAGAAUUUUCAAGCUUUUACUAAAACCCUAAAACCCCUUCUUUCUUUUCUCAAAGCCUCAAAUUGGUUCUCCCAGAUUACCCACAAAACUCACUAAUCCCAUUCCUAGUUUCUACAGAGCAAUUCAUAGCACUAUUGAACAAACCCAACUGCUUGCAACCCAACAGGCUGAGAAAAUCAGCAAGGUUCUAUCCACAGCCAACUCCGAUUCUCACAUUGAGAGCUUGCUCGAUAACGGUUCAGUCAAGGUCUCUCCAACCCUAGUCGUCGAGUUUUUGAAGAAGCUCAACAACGCCGGCGCUCUGGCGCUCUCGUUUUUUAAGUGGGCAGAGAAGCAAGAGGGGUUUAAGCACUGCACUGAGAGCUACAAAGCCUUGAUUGAAGCUCUGGGUAAGAUCAAGCAGUUCAAGAUAAUAUGGAAUUUGGUGACUGACAUGAACAAACAAGGCAUGCUCAACAAGGACACUUUCGCUUUGAUUUCGCGGCGGUAUGCGAGGGCAAGGAGGGUUUCAGAGGCCAUUAAGGCUUUUGAGAAGAUGGAGAAGUUUGGGAUCCAGUUGUGAAGGUCGGAUUUCAACAGACUGAUUGAUACUUUGAGCAAGUCGAGGCAGGUUGAGAAAGCACAGGAGGUGUUGGAUGAAAUGAAGCAGAGGAGGUUCGAGCCCGAUGUUAAGUCGUCUACGAUUCUGCUGGAAGGAUGGGGUCAGCAGCAGAAUUCUUUGAGGUUGGAUGAGGUCUAUAGAGAAAUUAAGGCUGAAGGGUUUGAACCGGAUGUUGUUACUUAUGAUUUGAUCAAUGCGCAUUGUAAGGCGAAGAAGUAUAACGAAGCGAUUGGAUUGUUUCGAGAGAUGGAAGCCAAGAGUAGGCCUUCUCAUCAUAUUUUCUGUAUGCUGAUUAAUGGGUUAGGCUCAGAGAAGAGGUUGGCUGAAGCUCUUGAGUUUUUUGAACGAUGCAAAGGUAGUGGUUUAGAACCGGAGUCGCCUACUUAUAAUGCUGUUGUUGGAGCUUACAGCUGGUCUAUGCGGAUGUCUGAUGCGUUUAGGAUGGCGGAUGAGAUGAGAAAAUGUGGGAUUGGACCUAAUUCUCGAACCUAUGAUAUAAUCUUGCAUCAUUUGGUAAAGCAUCGAAGAACUGAACAAGCUUACUCGGUAUUCCAGCAAAUCAGUAGGGAGCCUGGCUGCGAACCAACAGUGAGUACAUACGAAAUUCUAGUGAGGAUGUUUUGCAACGAGAAUCGAUUGGAUAUGGCAUUACAGGUUUGGGAUGAGAUGAAGGCUAAAGGCGCCCUGCCAAGAAUGCACAUGUUCACCACAUUGAUCAACAGCUUGUGCCAUGAGAACAAGAUCGAUGGCGCCUGCAGGUACUUUCAAGAAAUGCUAGACAUGGGUUUUCGGCCUCCGACACAGUUGUUUAGUAACCUAAAACAAGCCCAUCUUGAUCAUGGGAGAAAGGAUGCUGUCAUAAGUUUUGGUUUAAAGAUCGGCAAACUGAGAAAAACCCCGUUAGUUAGCUCAAGCUAA
Molecule: messenger RNA, 1548 nt
Organism: Argentina anserina (silverweed cinquefoil)
Lineage: Eukaryota; Viridiplantae; Streptophyta; Magnoliopsida; Rosales; Rosaceae
Product: pentatricopeptide repeat-containing protein At1g71060, mitochondrial
Molecular function (GO): protein binding
Source: RefSeq, a predicted model, not a curated record